Messenger RNA from Haliotis rubra (blacklip abalone), 2361 nucleotides. Its product is annotated as cilia- and flagella-associated protein 91-like. NCBI's taxonomy places the organism in Eukaryota, Metazoa, Mollusca, Gastropoda, Lepetellida, Haliotidae. The record is from RefSeq and is a predicted model, not a curated record.
CCAUGGGGACGGCGUAAUCACCGCCAUCUUGUUUGUGGAUAAUGGCUGGACAUACUUCGAGGCUACGAUAUGCGUGAAAUUCUACAGUAACAGUACUUCGAAAACAUUAAAAUGGCAACUCAAACACAAACACUGCGUGGGAAAUCUAAUGCUAAUCCAUCCAGGACCCACGAUUACCUGUAUGAUAGCCACUAUGUGCUGGCUAGUGAGAGAGAUCAUGCCAGGGCAUUUAAAGCCCACACAAGCACAGACAGGGUUAAACGUGUGCCCAACUACAAGACGAUGUUCAGCGAGCUCCGUCAUCACCCAAGGUUUGGAAUGCGCCUGGAUGUGACUGACCCUGUGCCCAAGUUUAUCUCCCGACAGUGGCGUGGCUACGCAGACCAGCAGCGAGAAGCUCUCAUCAGAUACACAACGUUCAACUAUGACCCAUCUGUGCAAGUUUCUUCAAAGCAUUUUGCCAAUGCUGAAGUUGCUGGCAGAAACAGAUACAAAUUCUUCAAGAGACCGAUCAUCCCAUUUCUGCAGCAAGUUCCUCCUGAAGUCCUGCUAGCCACAUCAAGACAAGAUCCCCUGGCUGGUCCUGACCAGGCCCAGAUGGAGCGACCUCCGACACCUCUGGUGAAAACCGUGGAGACACAGACCGAUUAUCGUGACUCUGAGGCUCAGACUGACCCCUACACCCCUGAAUAUGUGGUGAGGCCUGGGGAGGCGCCUGAACUGCUGACCCUGGCUACAUUGUCGUAUGGUCGAGGUCUCCCAGCUGGGCUUGCUGAGGUUGAGAUGAUAGAACGAGCACGAGCUAAGCGGGCAUGGGAGGCAACUCUGCCGCCCUUGAGUGACACAUCACAGCUAGAAAAGAGACGUCGCAUGAUGGAUGAGAUGGAGACGAAGGAAUGGGCACUGAGAGAACAGGAGAUUGAAAAACUGCAGGAGGCGAGGCUGGAGGUGCUGAAGAAGCUGCUGAAACACAGGGAGGAGAACCAUCAGGAGCUCAACGUUAAGAGACUCGAUAAACUCUGGUCCAAGAAACAGAGAGAGAAAGAACACCGUGUAAGGAAAAUCAGGAAUGAGCACAUCAAAAUGAUCAGGAAGCUCACUGGUAAACGUGAGCAUGUUGAGGGGAAACUUCAGCGCCGCGACGUCAUUCAAGACUACUCCGAAUUUGCGUCUCAGAGUUAUGCACCCAAGACGCGGGUUGGUAUCUUCAUUGACCGUGGCUCGGAACAGUUUGUUGUGAAGAGCAGGCAUCUCACCACAUACCAAGGGUUGUUGGAGUUGGAGGCGUCCCUGCCUGACUUUGUGAUGCAGCCCAGGGUGAAGGCCCCCAAACCCAAGACAGUCACCAAGGCCGGUUUCAUCAAGCGCAAGUACCGCCAACAGAGGGAGCUGAUGGAGAUGCAUGAGUCCAUCAAGGAGGCCAAGACCCGAGGGGAGGAGAUGGCCAAACCCCUGCGAUUCCUCCAGAAGAUUGAGAAGCCAGUACCUCGCCCACCUACACCCUCUGUGGAGGUGCCAUCACAGGUGGAUGAGGAGAGGGAGCUGGCCACCAUCUUCCUCCAGCAGGUGAUCCGAGGCCGAGCUAUCCAGAACAUGAUGUUCGAGGGCAAGGAGAAGAGGAUGGAGCUGAUCCACGAGCUGCGGUCCACACAUGCACUGCAGGACGCGGAACAGGUCGUCAAGAAACAGGAGAUGCAGGCCACCAUUGCUCUGCAGCGACAGAGGAGGCUUCAUGAGCACAAGGAAUCUCUGGUGGAUGAGGCACUCAGCCAGGUGGAGGGCUCCAGUCUGGGGGAUAUGUUUGACUUCCUCAGCAAGGAGCUGACACGCCUGCAGGAGGAGAGGCGGAUCCAUGCCUUCUCCAUGCUGGCCGAGAGACAGCGGCGCAUCCGGGAGGCGGAGGAGAGUGGGAGGAGACAGGUUGAGGAGAGGAGGAGACGAGAAGAAGAUGAGAUCUUUAAACAGACGGUGAAAGUGCAUCAAAACUCUGUGGACACCUUCCUGGAGGACAUCAUCCUCGGCUCCAUCGACAACACCGCCGACCAACAGGCCCGGCAGGAGAUCCAGGAGAUGGCCGUCACCAUCAACGACGUGGCAUAUGAAAUUGAGGAUAAACGUUCACAGCUGGAUUCGGAGGAGAUUGUGGCUGACUUGGUACACUGUUUCCUCCUUCCAGAGGUGCAGAAGACAACCGUCAGAGAAAAAGUGAGGAGACAACAGAGGAAGUAUUUGCUGGCUGCCCACAAAGAAAUCCACAAGGAAGGAGAGGAGAUCAUUGACAUGAAUGCCAAGGCUGUUCCUUCCUCCGCCCCACGACUCUUGACCGCCGGGCAGGAGGAGGAGUUGAUUGAAGCCCUGUGA